Molecule: messenger RNA, 705 nt
Organism: Cherax quadricarinatus
Lineage: Eukaryota; Metazoa; Arthropoda; Malacostraca; Decapoda; Parastacidae
Gene: mRpS18C
Product: mitochondrial ribosomal protein S18C
Biological process (GO): mitochondrial translation
Cellular component (GO): ribosome; mitochondrial small ribosomal subunit
Molecular function (GO): small ribosomal subunit rRNA binding; structural constituent of ribosome
Source: RefSeq, a predicted model, not a curated record
CCCAGUAAGACUGAGCUGGGUUCAAUAAGACGUAAGUUUUCGAAGCCAACAAAACCUUCAACAAUAGCAACAUGGCAAUGGCCAGCAACGUACGGUUCUUUGGCAGUGCAAGGAUUUAUUAUAGAGGCAGGAAUGUCUUUCUGGGAAACCAUUUGAAUGCAGCAGGUGUGGCAAAAGCAUUAUGCAGCACUUCCACAGGGAUCAACAACACAAAUAACAUAUCCAGUGAAGGCAGUCCAGAUGCUCCAGGGCUUGUAACAUGGAAGUCCUCCAAAGCAGAGCAGAUUCUUGUGGAGAAAUCAGAAAAAGAUAUGCCUAUUGAAAUGCCCAACCCAUAUGAGCGAGAAAAAGUUUGUUGCAUACUUUGCAAGUACAACAUAAAUCUUAAUUUCAAGAAUGUAAGGCUACUUUCUCAGUUUGUCUCCCCAUACACUGGAAAACUCUAUGGAAGGAACAUUACUCGCUUGUGUCGAAGACAGCAGGAAGAGCUAGAACAGCAAAUAAGAAAAAGUAUAGCUGCAGGAUACAUGGCUGCAAAGAUGAAGAGUUUAGAUUUCUUGAAGGAUCCCAAGUUAUUUGACCCCAGCAAUCCAGUGAGACCUCAUAAUUAUUAAUCAGUAACCCUGCAUCUAUGGAGUUCGCUAAUAUUUGUGCAAGCACAAAUUCAUUUGUAUUUGCAUAUUAAAAUUGUAAAUAAGUUCUGCA